Molecule: messenger RNA, 675 nt
Organism: Linum trigynum
Lineage: Eukaryota; Viridiplantae; Streptophyta; Magnoliopsida; Malpighiales; Linaceae
Source: the annotation of a GenBank genome assembly
UUUUGAGCCUGAACAAACCCUAAAACUUCAAAUAGAUAUUCUAGAGAUGAAGCAGCAGUUGCCACCUAGAGGAACGCAGCAGCCGCCCACAACGCAGUUGCCGUCCACAACCAUAUCACCAGUGGAGAAGCAGCAGCUGCCGCCCAUAAUGCAGUCGCCAGUGGAAAAGGUUCCGCCGACCCAGAAACCGCCGGGGGAGCGGAUUCGCUGUGCGGGAGAGGAAAACUAUUCCCCAUUCACCGCCUCAGAAACACAAGAGUCUCGUCCGUCCCAAAGCAUUUUGCAAACAUCGGUAGAAAUUUUCCGAUGCCGCCGCGCUAGUUUUCAUCUUCCUUCUCCUCCUAUCCCCUUACAACCGUCCGCCGCUUCCUUCCCUUCCUCCCCGCACAAAAUGUCGUCGUUUCAUUACUAACCGGUAGCCGGAUAAGUCCGGUCAGACCGCGAUUUUGAGCGAUUUUGACCGGCUUUGACCGGUUGCCGGCUAGCUCUGAAUAUGGCUGGCGCUGGCCCCUUUUGUGUCCGGUUCCGGCCCAACCCGGUUGGACCGGCCGGUCAGAGUCGGGUUUGACAACCUUGAAUUUGAGUGACUGAAUGUGUAAUUCAGCCAAAUUUUGGCUGUUAGGAAUUUUGUAAUUUCUCAAAUGCAAGUUUUUAAAAUAGAUAAUGGGAAUUAGC